Messenger RNA from Tetranychus urticae (two-spotted spider mite), 1213 nucleotides. Its product is annotated as transcription factor 15. The record is from RefSeq and is a predicted model, not a curated record. Gene Ontology annotation, molecular function: protein dimerization activity; RNA polymerase II transcription regulatory region sequence-specific DNA binding; DNA-binding transcription factor activity, RNA polymerase II-specific. Gene Ontology annotation, biological process: regulation of transcription by RNA polymerase II; developmental process. Lineage: Eukaryota; Metazoa; Arthropoda; Arachnida; Trombidiformes; Tetranychidae.
AUCGAUGCCGUCCCGGUUACUAAUUAUGGCGUUGAUUAUAAAUCUAGUCUAAAAUCUAGAAAUUUUGUUAAAGACACAAUAAUCUCUGAAUUGGGAAUAUUUGGUUCAAUCUUAGCUGAUGGUGAACAAGUUUAUUGUAACGAAGAAGGAGGUUAUUUGCUUCGAAGUAAACGAGUUAAUGACACCGAAGCUGGAAUUGCAGCCGGAGCUGGAUUUCUUGAUGCUCCUUAUCUCUUUUAAGCGUAUUCUUUGACAAAUUUUACUGCCAAAGUUAAUCUACAUUUUAUUUAAUGCCUUUUCCAGAAUCGCUUUACCCAUUUUUGAUUUUUUUGACUAUUUUAUCCAAGAUUGUAAUAUUUGACUGAUUGAUGCUCAAUUUCAAAGACUUAUUUUUUUGAAUAGUGACAGCUAAACAUGAUUAAUUAGUCAACUUAUCUAUUUCAAUUUUUGCUCGUUAUGAAAAAAAACAGAAGCAUAAGUGAAAAAGACUUAAUGAUAUUUUGAUUGCUUCAAGCAUUCCGUUGGUUCCCCUAAACAAGUUUGCUGCUAUUUGUCGAUGGACAAUGGACCAGGAAAUAUGAAAAAUGUGAUUUACCAAGUUGCUUUUGCCUUGCUUCAGUUUGCUAAGAUAUUAUAAAUCAAAUUAUUUAGUUAUGGACCAAUAUUUGCCAGGAUUCAACAGUUUAUUUCAAUCGGAUGUUGACUUGUUUGCAGUUAAUCUAGAUAACCAGCUAGCUGAUUCUUAUGAAGAGCCUCAUCAACGGCAAGUGGCCAAUGGACGGGAAAGAAAUCGGACUCAAAGCCUAAAUCAAGCCUUGACCUGUUUAAGAAAUUUGAUUCCCACUGAACCUCCAGACCGUAAAUUGUCCAAAAUAGAAACUCUUCGACUAGCAGUAUCUUAUAUACGACAUCUUGACAAUCUAAGGAUAACAAGGUUAUCAGGAUAUUUUGUUGAUGAUCCAUGCUUGAGAAAGAAAAAGCUGACCGGUGAAAAUAUCUUUGGCUUUGAAUUGGAAGAUCAACCCAAACAAUCGGAUUCAAUCUGUACAUUUUGCUUGACUAAUCGAAAACGCCAUUUUUAAGCAAAUGUCUUGUCUAAUGAUAUAUUGUUAGCUUUGCUUGAAAAAGUGCCCAUUAUGAUUGAACAGUGAAUAUGUGAAAGCAAUACCAACAAUUAAAAUUAAAUAAAUUUUAUAUAAUUUUAGGCAAUCAA